CACGAGCCAAAGCCAAACCCCCACCUCGCCUCACGCUCAGCCGCCGUGCCGUGCGGUGGGCCGGUGGUGUGCCGUGCGUGUGGUGUGCGUGCGUGGCUAACUCCUCCUCACCCUCGCUCGAUUCCACCAAAAAAAUUCCCCUCUCCAGCUCUCUCGCGACUGGCUCAGGCUCACACACUCGCCACGCCCCCCCCCCCCCCCCCCCAAGCCCAGCGCCGAAGCCUCCGGAUCCCGAUCUGCGAGCUGCCGCCGCCGCUGCUGCUGUUGCCGGUGUUUAGGAUGGAAGGGCACGAGGGUGGGGAGGAGGAGGGGUUGGGGGACCAGUUCGAGCGGCUGCCCGACGAGGUGCUCCUCGACGUGUUCGGCCGCAUCGGCGACGUGAAGGCGCUGGGGCGAUGCGCGCUCGUCUCGCGGCGGUUCCACGCGCUCGUCCCCCUCGUCGACUCGGUGUUCGUCCGCGUCGACUGCGUCAUAUCCGACGACCCGCCCCCCUCGUCGGCGGGCUCCGCGCAGGCCGCUGCGGCGGCGGAGGGGGGACCUCCCGCCGCGCGGGGGCGCGGCGCGCUCGCGCAUCUCGCGCGCCUGGUGCUCGGCGGCAUCGUCAGGCCCAUCCAGGCACUCGGGCAGAUCCUCUCCCCGGCCGCGGCGACCGUCUCCCGUCGCUCCGCUGCCCCGCCCGCCGCACCGGCUCCUGCCGCCGCGGACGUCUCCCACCAUUCGCCGUCUGAGGUCCUCCGCUCCUUCAAGGAGCUGCGCCGCCUCCACAUCGAGCUGCCCACCGGCGAGCUCGGCAUCGAGGACGGCGUGCUCCUCAAGUGGAAGGCUGACUUUGGUUCCACCCUCGGCAGCUGUGUCAUACUCGGCGCGUCAUCUGUAACGUCGAAGCCACCCCCACCACCGGCCGCGCCGCCCCCAACUGCUGCAGACAGCUCGGCUGCCUCUCCCGAUUCCAGCAGAGAGCCCGAUGAAUUAGGGAACAUCCCAGAGUCACUCUAUACGAAUGGAGGGCUUAAGCUCCGUGUUGUCUGGACGAUCAGCUCACUCAUCGCUGCUUCGGCACGGCAUUACUUGCUGCAGCCAAUCAUCGCAGAUCACUCAACACUCGAGAGCUUGGACCUGACGGAUGCUGAUGGGCAGGGCGUCCUCACUAUGGACAAGAGGCAGCUGCAGGAGCUGCGUGUGCGGCCUGUGUCAGCUUCUGGGAACUCGCACCGCACACUCAUGCCAGCACUUAGUAUGCGGCUAUGGUACGCUCCGCAUAUUGAGCUUCCUGGGGGCCAACUGCUUAAGGGUGCUACACUGGUAGCAAUCAGACCAAGCGAGGAUGUUCUAAGGGAAGGGGGAGGAAUUGAGGUUGCUGGCCCGACAGGAGCUAGCUGGAUUUUAGAUGCCUUUGAGGAGCCAUAUCGAACAGCGGCACAGGUGCUUCUCAAGCGGCGGACAUAUAGUCUUGAAAUGAACUCAUUCUGACCAUCAGAGAGGCAGCUUCAGAGAGCUCUACACUUUGGGGAGGAUAUGAUGGGAUGCUAUUGAGACGUAUCUAGGAGUCAUGGUGGACAUCAGGCAUCUGUAAGUAUAUACACCUGUUUAUGUUGGGCUGUUUGGCAUAGAGUUGGAAUGGAAUGUGUUAUCUGCAGCAAAAGCACCCUGAAGAAAUGCCAUGAAAUACAUCUACACAUGAGGUUGGAGUGCCCGGUCAUGCAGACAACGCAUCUGUUGAUUGUCUCUUCUACGAGGAGGCCCCAUCGAUUAUUAGAUUUAAUAGUGUCAUUUUUUGCUUUUAGUUGCCCGCACUGUGCUGUUAGCUCUGUAUCAAAUUAUGGACAAAACAUGCUCUGCUUUCCAGAAAAGUUUGAGCCGUGCUGCCUCAUGUGACCUUGUAACCUUUUGUGUAUCAGACUACAAAGUUACUUCCCGACUGACUUUUUCUUUUAUUGGAUAAAAGGGAGUGCGUGACUACAGUAUAGAAA
Oryza sativa Japonica Group (Japanese rice) is the source of this 1970-nucleotide messenger RNA. RefSeq names its product F-box protein At4g18380. The record is from RefSeq and is a predicted model, not a curated record. Gene Ontology annotation, molecular function: protein binding. Lineage: Eukaryota; Viridiplantae; Streptophyta; Magnoliopsida; Poales; Poaceae.